Podarcis muralis (Common wall lizard) is the source of this 1131-nucleotide messenger RNA. The record is from RefSeq and is a predicted model, not a curated record. Lineage: Eukaryota; Metazoa; Chordata; Lepidosauria; Squamata; Lacertidae.
CUUUAUUUGUUACCGGUCAUAAAAGGAAACUAGAAGAGGAUGAUAUGUUUCAGGUACUCACCGAAGAUUCCUCUAAGGUGCUUGGGGAGGGGUUGCAGUGGUACUGGGACAGAGAAGUGCAAAAGGCAAAAAAAGGAAGCGAGGAUGCCACAUUUAACAAAGGCAAUUAUACUUUGCUACUGGAAAUCUUAUCUACUUCUGGGAUUUUUCACGCUGAUUGAGGAAACGCUCAAAUUAAUCCAGCCUAUAUUUCUGGGAAUGAUUAUUGCUUAUUUUGAAAACAGUGGCUCGGAUGUUGCCUUGAAAUACGCCUAUGCCUCCGCAGCUGCCUUGUCCGUGUGUACGCUGGUUUUGGCCAUCUCUCACCACUUGUAUUUUUAUCACGUACAACGUGCCGGCAUGAAGCUUAGAGUGGCCAUGUGCCACAUGAUUUAUCGCAAGGCACUUCGUCUGAGCAAUGCAGCCAUGACAAAGACUACAACGGGCCAGAUUGUAAAUCUUCUAUCAAAUGAUGUGAAUAAAUUUGAUCAGGUGACUAUUUUUUUGCACUUCUUAUGGGCCGGACCCCUUCAAGCGAUAGCAGUAACGGUGCUUCUUUGGCUUGAAAUUGGCCCCUCCUGUCUUGCGGGAAUGGCUGUUUUAAUUAUUCUGCUUCCUCUGCAAAGCUGCAUCGGGAGGCUGUUCUCAUCGCUGAGGAGCAGAACAGCAGCCUUCACAGAUAUAAGGAUCAGGACCAUGAAUGAAGUCAUCAGUGGAAUGCGGAUAAUUAAGAUGUAUGCUUGGGAAAAGUCAUUCGCUGAUCUUGUGAACAACAUGAGAAGGAAGGAGAUCUCCAAGGUUCUCAAGAGUUCUUACCUUCGGGGAAUGAACCUGGCAUCUUUCUUCGUUGCCAGCAAAAUCACCGUGUUUAUGACCUUCAUGACUUACGUGUUGCUGGGCAAUCAGAUCUCCGCUAGUCGGGUGUUCGUUGCAGUGUCUCUCUAUGGUGCCGUGAGACUGACAGUUACUCUCUUCUUCCCAGCGGCUGUUGAGAGAGCGUCGGAAGCAAUGGUCAGCAUUCGACGAAUCAAGGUAUUGUGUAAGAAACAAAAGUGGAUGUUCUCUGGAUAUGUUUAAUUGCAGCAUUACAAA